AUGCCUCCAGCCGGCGCAGCCGCCGCGAAAGGUGCACCCACUAGCGUCCAGCCCGUCCCCGUCGCCGCGAUCAACGGCGGACCAGGAGGCGGAGCAGGCGGCGCAUUGGGAACUGGUUCUGGUGCUGCUGGUGGAGCCGCGUUAGGCGUCGCGGGGGCGGGAAACGCGGUGAAAGCGCCGAUGAUGGUGUUCACGCCGCGCGAAGAUGUGGCUCUGGAAGACUUGGAGAGAAUCUUGCCGCCGUUAGGGUUUGGAAGCGGGGGUCGCGUGUACCGCGUUCGGCAUAAGAAAUCGGGCAAGGAGUACGCGCUAAAGGUGAUUCAGGAGAAGUACGACGAGGAGGUGCGGAAGCAGAUCAUCCAGGAGAUGCAGAUCCUACGGCGCGCACGAUCCGACCAUGUGGUGGAGUGUUACGGCAUCUUUGACCACCUGGGGGAGAUCUCGUUUGUUCUGGAGCUCAUGGAUGGUGGCACUCUGGCGGAUGUGACUAAGAAGAGGGGCAAGAUUCCGGAGUCGUUUAUGCCGGAGGUGAAGAUUGCUAAUAUGGGGGUGAGCGAGAGCUGGGAUUCAAAGUGCCUCACAACUCAUAAUCAUUCUCCUGUCUAUGCCCUCUUCCCCCUAUCCCCAACCAACCCCCUCUCCCCCCCACACCCCUCCCUCUUCUCGCAGGUGAAGAUAGCUGAUUUCGGGGUGAGCAAGGAGCUGGCGUCCACCCUCGCCCAGUGCAACUCGUAUGUGAAGAUUGCUGAUUCCGGGGGGAGCAAGGAGCUGGCGUCCACGCUAGCCCAGUGCAAUUCAUAUGUGAAAAUUGCUGAUUUCGGGGGGAGCAAGGAGCUGGCGUCCACGCUAGCCCAGUGUAACUCCUAUGUUGGCACCUCCGCUUACCUCUCCCCCGAGCGCAUCAACCCGCCGCCAGGAGAGGGCUACGACGGCUACCUCUCAGACGUCUGGUCCAUGGGCCUCUCGCUCCUCGAGCUCCUCUUACCCCUCCUCACUCACUCCCUCCUCUCCGCCUCUGGUUUCCCACCCCUGCUUCCCCGCUUUUUUCUGAUAGGGCAAGGGGGGCAGCAGCAGCAGCUUCAGCAGCAACAGGGGAGGGUAGCUGGGUCUCAAAACGCACAAGUGCAGCAGAGGCAACCAUCUCAGCAGGGGCAGGCGCAGGGGCAGCAAGGUCAAGCAGCAGUAGCAGGGGCGGCAGGGCAGGGUGAGCCGCAGAGGGCAGCACCGCAAGUGCCGGUGGCGGGGAUGGUGCUGCAGAUGCCGACUGCUGGGUUGUCGAGAGGUCGGAACGUGGUGCUGGCUCAACCGCCCAUGCGCCGAGGGGCGAAAGCAGGGCCGAACCAGCAGGGGACGCCACAGCAGCAGGGGCAGCAGGGGCAGGGGCAGCCACAGCAGCAGCAGCAGCAGCAGCAGCAGGGGCAGGUGCCGUUGCCACAGCAGCAGCAAGGGUACCAGCAAAUUCAAGGGCAGCAGCAGGUGCAGCAGGUGCAGCAGCAGGUGCAGCAGGUGCAGCAGGUGCAGCAGCAGAUGCAAGGGCUGAAGGUGCAGGGGCAGGGGCAGGCGCAGGUGAUGCAGCAAGGGCAGGUGCAGCAGCAAGGCGGUGGAGUGGCACAACCAGCACCCCAACGCCAAGCGCCCCAAGCUCCUCAGCCGUCUCAAAGACCAGGUCAGACUCUGCAGAUGCAGAAUGCUGUGGGGAAUAUGAGCCAACCCGGAGGCCAGCAAGCGAUUCAACAAAUAAGCCAGCAGCCGGGCGUGAUGCCGCAAUCACAAGGGCAGAGCCGAGCAAUGGGAGCUCCGCAGGGUUUGGUACAGUCACAACCGCAACCACAAUUGCAGAUGCAAGGCAUGGGUCAGUAUCAGCUGCAGCAGCAACAGCCAGUUGUUGGAGGACAGAUGGCAGGACAGCCACAGCAGCAGUAUGGGGUGCAACCUGGUGUGAAGCACUACCAGCCGAAUCCACAGAUGCUUCAGCAGCUCGCAGCAGCACAGCAGACAUUGCCAACACGGAAGUAA
Closterium sp. Naga37s-1 is the source of this 2016-nucleotide messenger RNA. Lineage: Eukaryota; Viridiplantae; Streptophyta; Zygnematophyceae; Desmidiales; Closteriaceae. The record is from the annotation of a GenBank genome assembly.